Phlebotomus argentipes is the source of this 1463-nucleotide messenger RNA. It is a transcript of the gene CstF50, whose product is annotated as cleavage stimulation factor subunit 1. Gene Ontology annotation, cellular component: mRNA cleavage stimulating factor complex. Lineage: Eukaryota; Metazoa; Arthropoda; Insecta; Diptera; Psychodidae. Gene Ontology annotation, molecular function: RNA binding; protein binding. Bases 121 to 1392 code for a protein of 423 amino acids. Gene Ontology annotation, biological process: mRNA 3'-end processing. The record is from RefSeq and is a predicted model, not a curated record. The transcript is spliced from 2 exons.
GCAGUCAGUGACAUUUCCUCCAGCCAAAAUAAACAAACACCCUCGCGGCUCCGUAUUUUUGCAAAUUUCCCGAGAAAUACCACUCAAAACGCCAAUUUUCCACUAUUAAUCAGAAGCGAAAUGGAUCUGCUGUACACUGGAAACACCCUCAAGAACAGGGAACUUCUGUAUAGGCUUAUAAUAAGCCAAUUAUUCUACGAUGGAUACCACAAUCUGGCCGUAGAGUUAUCGACAAUGGUGAGGGCGGAUCCUCCGUGUCCUCCCAGCGAUCGCCUGCUGAACGUGAUGAUCCAGGGAAUGCAGGACGAGGCGACGAAGCGCGAGAACAGCUAUGACGAUAUCGCUUGUGGCUUGGACCUGGAGUUUGAGACCGAAGGCUCCAGUCUGGCUCCAGAGCCGGCGUCCUACGAGACAGCCUACGUCACAUCGCACAAGCAAGCGUGCCGCGCCGGAGCGUUCAGCUUCGAUGGUCAACUCGUUGCCACGGGCAGCGUGGACGCCAGUAUCAAGAUUCUAGACGUCGAUCGCAUGUUGGCCAAGUCGGCGCCCGAGGAACUCGAUCCAGGGCGCGAACAGCAAGGUCACCCGGUCAUCCGGACGCUCUACGAUCACACGGAUGAAGUGGCAUUCCUUGAGUUUCACCCCAAGGAGCAGAUCCUUGCCUCAGGAUCACGGGAUUGCUCGGUGAAGCUCUUCGACAUCUCCAAGGCGUCCGUGAAGAAGGCUCACAAGAUCCUGACAGACUGCGAGCCCGUACGCUGUCUCUCCUUCCAUCCUUCCGGGGAUUUUAUGGUGGUCGGAACGGAUCAUAACGUGCUCCGCGUGUAUGAUAUUGCCACUUCUCAAUGCUUCGUGAGCGCGAUCCCAUCACAGCAGCAUCGCGCAGGAGUGUCCUGCGUUAAGUACGCCCAGACAGCCAAACUCUUCGCCUCCGGAAGUCUGGAUGGCGCCAUAAAGCUCUGGGACGGAGUUUCUGGUCGAUGCGUCAACACUUUCGCAGCCGCUCACGAUGGAGCUGAAGUCUGUUCAGUGGCAUUCUCGAAGAAUGGCAAAUAUCUGCUCUCCUCCGGCAAGGAUUCGCUGGUGAAACUGUGGGAACUGAGCACGAGUCGCUGCCUAAUCGCCUACACAGGCGCCGGCACGACUGGAAAGCAAGAGCAUAGCACUCAGGCGGUCUUCAAUCACACCGAGGAUUAUGUGCUCUUCCCAGACGAGGCCACCACAUCCCUGUGCUCCUGGAAUUCCCGGAAUGCCUCGCGACUGCACCUGAUGUCACUGGGACACAACGGCCCGGUUCGCUAUAUCAUCCACUCGCCGACGCAUCCGGCCUUCCUCACGUGCUCCGACGACUACCGAGCACGCUUCUGGUUUCGACGCUCCAACACACACUAAGACCACCGACUUUCCCCGCAUUUUCAUGUGUUUUUCUCUGUGGAAAAUAAACACUUUUCCCGCGUAUACCA